Saccostrea echinata is the source of this 2098-nucleotide messenger RNA. Its product is annotated as putative ankyrin repeat protein RF_0381. The transcript is spliced from 5 exons. The coding region runs from base 439 to 2085 and encodes 548 amino acids. The record is from RefSeq and is a predicted model, not a curated record. Gene Ontology annotation, molecular function: protein binding. Gene Ontology annotation, biological process: intracellular signal transduction. NCBI's taxonomy places the organism in Eukaryota, Metazoa, Mollusca, Bivalvia, Ostreida, Ostreidae.
UCAUGUCCUUGCAGAGAAAUGGCUUUUCCCGAUGAUUGAUUUUGCCCAUGUACUCCUGAGAGCCGAUCAUUGAAUGGAGACUUUUAAAAAUAUGUUGUUGCAACAUAUCUAUUGUCACAAUGGAGAUAGGAUCAACUUUCUAAAUACAACGACAGGCAAAUUCUUAACCAGUGUGUUAAAGCUUCAAAAAGACAAUAGAAAUGCAGAGAGAAGGUGAUUUAAUUCAAAGACUGUCAACUUUAUCAUGGGUCACAAGUUUGUUUUAGAGAGGUUGUGUCCUUUCUGAACUAAUGAUUGGACAAAGAUCUCAUUCUGCAGAUGAUACAGUGUUUAUAUGACAGUGCUGUGACAGCAGUUCUAUUUUGCAACAUGGAAAACCAACGGAUUACUUCAAAGAGGAUCGUGGAAAAUUUUACCUAAUUAGAAAACAUUAUUCAGAUGGAAGUAAAAAGGCCAAAAAGCAGCCGAGGCAGGGCUAAGUCUGCUACUGCAAAUAACAGAGGCCAGUUAAGGAUGGGGAAAGGUAAACCCCAAAAUGGCCCCACUAAAGUGGCCUUUAACAAGGAUCCUCUGGCAGUGCCUCGUCCCCACGUACCUGAGAGGCAGAACCUAAUUUCACAGACAGACAUGGUGAUCAACUCUCCACCAAAUGACCAACUCCAGAGGCUUCUAAAAGAGAAACCUGAUAUUCAUCCAAACACUAGAGACUUCUUUGACCUAAUGAUAGAACGUCAAUAUAGUAAGAUUAAGAAGAUGCUUAAAGAGGGAAAAGUGGACGUAAACUCUCGUGAUACUGACAAUCAUUUACUUCCGACUCCGUUACUUAUUGCUACAGAACUCAACGAUGUAGAGCUUGUAAAGUUACUACUGAAAGCAAAGCCAAAACCUGCCAAUGUUAAUGAUGAAAACAUCAAAGGAAGAAGACCCAUCUGGUGGGCAGCUAGAUGGGCCAAUGAAGAAAUCACAGAUCUGCUACUGAACUGCAGUAAACAGAAAUGUGAAGUCAAUUUUGUUGAUAAAGAGUCAGGAUGUGCUCCCCUUUACAGAGCCAUUUUGUCCAAUGCUGUCAAAAUAGUCCAGCUUCUGAUUCACGCUGGAGCGGACAUAAAUCUCAGGAUUCUAGGACUAGGUGUUGGUGCUGAAACUCCCCUAAUCAAAGCUAUUCAAAAGGACAACAAAGAAAUUUGUGAGUUGCUUAUAAAUUCUCUUUGCAAACUACAUGCCAAAACAACAAGUGGACUGAAUGCCUUACAUUAUGCUGUAGCAUAUCGUAGAUAUGAUAUCUGUGAACUCUUGCUGGAAAAUGGAAUCAAGAUCAACUCCAAGAGCCCAUCUGGAGUGACUGCCAUGACAGUUGCUGUGGAGCAGCAGAUUCCUGCAAUGGUGAAAUUACUUCUGGAGUAUGGUUAUCGCAUAGACAAAAAGUACAAAUGGAAAGAGACCCCUCUCCAACACGCCAUUAAUAUUCAUUCUGAGGAAUGUGCAGUUACUUUGAUUCAUUAUGGUUGUAGUUUGGUCCCUGAUGCAAAAUGGAGAGGACCAUCAUACUUUUUCAUGGCUGUAAAUGAAAAUCAGAUGAAGGUACUCAAAUUCAUGGUGGCAUUAAAACCAACAUUUCUCAAUGAAAAAUGGCUACAGCGAAAAAAGUGGCCUGUUUCUAUAUACAGAAGGCCAGAUAUAAUUGAGUGGUUAGAAAAAGAAUCUCAACGAGUGCAAUCUCUUAAGGAACUUUGCCGUGGACGCAUCUUUCAUUAUCUUGGUAAAUUUGGCAUUAAAAAAAUAGACAGUCUUCAGUUGCCAGAAACUAUGAAAGAUUACCUUAGAUACAAAGAAUUCAUCAAAGAAAAAUACUAUGUUCGUAAAAAAUUGGACUUGAAAUGUUGCCCUUUUGAAUGCCCAUCUUACUGUGCCAACAAACGCUGCCUCCCAAUUGAGAUAUCUUCUUCAGAGGAAGAUAGUGAAUCCAGCUCAGGGGAGGAAGAACCCAACAAGGGAACUUUCUGCAAGAUCUGCAUGAUAACACAUCCCCCUGACAUGACAGAUAACCUACACCAUCAACCGAUUGGUUACAAUGGUAGGAAGUGACAUCACAUGGCAA